Molecule: messenger RNA, 1551 nt
Organism: Dipodomys spectabilis (banner-tailed kangaroo rat)
Lineage: Eukaryota; Metazoa; Chordata; Mammalia; Rodentia; Heteromyidae
Product: vegetative cell wall protein gp1-like
Exons: 2
Coding region: 1-1551 (516 amino acids)
Source: RefSeq, a predicted model, not a curated record
AUGAACACGCUGUGUCCUGGUCGCUUCCACACCCGGGCUGUCAGCGCCUCCCAACCCUUCCAGCCCCGACCACAGAUGAGCUCAGCUCGGAGUUUCAUUAACUUCUGCAUUGCAUUUACAAGGAAGCCUUUCCCCACUGGGUCAGGGCGACCCCAUCCUCAGACACCAGUCCACGCCACCGAGUGGCUGCCCUUUCCGCAGACCCCUCCACAUUGCCAGGUUGUACUGACCCAGCAGCUGGGAGGCCCCCUGCCCUCCAGCACCUUCCCAGACCACCUCGCCCUGCGCCCACAGCCCCCUGCGCCCCAGCACCUUCCCAGACCACCCUGCCCUGCGCCCACAGCCCCCUGCGCCCACAGCCCCCUGCCCUCCAGCACCUUCCCAGACCACCCUGCCCUGCGCCCACAGCCCCCUGCGCCCUCAGCCCCCUGCCCUCCAGCACCUUCCCAGACCACCCCGCCCUGCGCCCACAGCCCCCUGCCCUCCAGCACCUUCCCAGACCACCCUGCCCUGCGCCCACAGCCCCCUGCCCUCCAGCACCUUCCCAGACCACCCUGCCCUGCGCCCACAGCCCCCUGCGCCCACAGCCCCCUGCGCCCUCAGCCCCCUGCCCUCCAGCACCUUCCCAGACCACCCCGCCCUGCGCCCAAAGCCCCCUGCCCUCCAGCACCUUCCCAGACCACCCCGCCCUGCGCCCACAGCCCCCUGCGCAUGUGCCUCACAGGCCUGGGGCUAGCCACAGAGAGGGUCCCAGCGCCAAGGCGGCUGGCCUGCCCACCCCUCUCACGGGCAGAGCAGUGGGGCUCCCGCCGGGAGGCCGGCGCCAGAGGCCCUGGGCUCCCCGACCCCACCCAGCCCGGGCUGCUGCGCCCCGGAAGCCAGGAGCGGCCUGGCCGGCCGGGCUCGCAGCGGCGGGGACCCCUGCCACCCCCCUUGGGUCUGGGAGCCGGGCCUUGGGGGCGGCCGGCCAGCGGCGGGGUUCCUCGCCCACGCUGGUGGAGGUCCCGCCCGUCCCCGGGCCGGCUGCGCGCGCCGGGGCCCCGUGGAAGCUUCCGCUCCGGGCCCUGGUGCCGGCCGCCCCGGGCGCGCUGGGGCUGCCCUGCAGCUCCCACGGGGCGCCGGGUCCUCGGGCGGCCCUGCCCUCCCCCCGUGGCCACGGCGACACUAGGCCGCUGCGGGCGCCGCGGUGGCCCUCGGCCCCAGUCCCCUCCGCCCGGGCCCCGGCUUCCCGAGCGCGCCGCCCCGGACUUCCGCCCCGCAGUGCCGGAGCGAGCUGGGGCGCUGCCCGCGUGCCGAGUCGGGCCCACCGGGCGGCGGGGGGCGCGACCGGGACCCGGUAGGGCGGGUGGGGAGGGGCCGGGGCAGGGACGACCCCGCGACCCUCGGGGCGGCGCGAACGAGGCCCGCGGGGCGCGGGGCGCGGGGCGCGGGGCGCGGGGCGCGCGCUGCGGACGGAGCCCCGAGCCCGCGGCGCCCCGGGGCGCACGCGGCGGACGGCGCCGGGAGCGGAGCCCGCGGCCGCGCGCCCCGGCCGGCCGAGCAGCUUUGUGA